Paramecium sonneborni is the source of this 369-nucleotide messenger RNA. The record is from the annotation of a GenBank genome assembly. Lineage: Eukaryota; Ciliophora; Oligohymenophorea; Peniculida; Parameciidae.
AUGUCAGGAAGACUCUAUCCAUAACAACAUUAGAUACAAAUGCUUUAAUAGAGGAAGCUCUAAGUGAGUACUAUGUAUAUCAAGACAUAUAAAACCUAAUUAAUUCAUUAUUUUCAAGUAAAUCAGUGCCCAAUAUUUAUAGAAUAAUUAGAAUAAUCCAAUAGUUACUUUGUUUAAUAACAAAAUUAUUUUAUAAUUAAAUUCAUCAAGUGGAAUUCAUCAAUAUUUGAAAAAUUAAAAUAAACAUAAUUGUCAAUUAUCAGAUAAAUUAAUUUGAAAAAGAUAUUGCAUUAGGAACGCUCGUAUUGUGGCUUAACAAUUAGAGAAUUAAGUUAAAUAUUAAAAUUAUAAAUAAGAAUUCAUCAAUGA